Salvia splendens (bonfire salvia) is the source of this 1272-nucleotide messenger RNA. Its product is annotated as fasciclin-like arabinogalactan protein 12. Gene Ontology annotation, biological process: plant-type secondary cell wall biogenesis. The coding region runs from base 339 to 1094 and encodes 251 amino acids. The record is from RefSeq and is a predicted model, not a curated record. Lineage: Eukaryota; Viridiplantae; Streptophyta; Magnoliopsida; Lamiales; Lamiaceae. Gene Ontology annotation, cellular component: plasma membrane. The transcript has a single exon.
GAAUAUAUGAUCAAACAAGCUAAAUUUUAUAAUAGUUUUUUGAUGAAAAAUAUUAGCUGCAUAGUUAGUCCCCAGUAUCAAUCAAGAUGAGAUAUGUAGAAACUCACCAGCCUUGGUUGUUUUUUCUUCUUUGCAAAGCAAUCUUUUAGCUGCCUGUAAAUUAUCAACACUCAUCUUAUUCCAUCCUUGAGCUGCUGUUACUGUCACCUCACUCACCACACUACCAUCUUCUCUUCUCUUCUCCCCACUCACUUCAUUACUAUAAAUGAAAGCUUCAAUGAGUGUGUCAUCAUCCAACUUCGCCUUCCUCCAAUACCUCAUUAAGUCGAAGCAACAAGAUGACUCAGCUACUCAUCCAGUUCCCAGUUUCCUUCAUCUUCCUCUUUUGCUGCACCCUUGCUGCUGCACAGUCCCCCGCAGCAGCCCCUGCACAAUCCGUUCCGGCUACUGUAGCAGCUAGCCCUGCGCCGACUGGGCCACCUAGUGUGAUCUCCAUCCUCAAGAAGGAUGGAAGGUUUGGUCUGUUUAUAAAACUGCUGCAGACCACCAAAGUUGCAGAUAACCUUGAGUCGCAGCUUCUUGAUUCGAGUAAUGGCCUCACAGUUUUCGCCCCAACAGACAGUGCCUUCUCCAACCUUAAAACUGGCACUCUCAACUCCUUCACUGACGAGCAGAAGAAGGAGCUGGUGAAGUUUCAUGUCCUGACCAGCCAUAUAUCCCCAUUGCAGUUCCAGACAGCCAGCAAUCCUCUGCGCACACAAGCCGGGGGCAGCACAGAACUGCUGGCAAUGAACGUGACUGCAUUCGGAAGUGUUGUGAAUAUUACAACUGGAGAGACAAACACAAGUGUGUCCAACACAAUAUUUGAUGACAACCAGCUAGCUGUGUAUCAGGUGGAUAAAGUGCUGCUUCCGAUGAGAUUUUAUGUACCUCUGCCACCACCGCCUCCUCCACCACCUUCGCCAAAGAAACUUUCUCCCAAGGCUUCGCCGGUAUAUGUUGCACCAGUGGAUUCUUCGACUGAAAAAUGCCUAUCCAAAAUUGCGAUAUAUGCAACGGCCUGUUUCAUGUUAGUACUGGCAGCAUUUCCAUGAUGAGUGCAAGAACAGAUGCUGUUGGGAUAUCUAUUAUUAGAACGUGUUUCUUGUAUUCUGGAUUGCUGUGAUUUCCAAGAGUUGUUGUAUGUUACAUUAAGAGUGAUUUAUUUGCAACACAUUGUGCCUCUGUAUAUUUUGCAUAUGUGACAAUAUAACAUAUGAAUUGCAAAAACAA